This is a messenger RNA of Microstroma glucosiphilum, 1820 nucleotides long. RefSeq lists its product as hypothetical. The transcript has 4 exons. The coding region runs from base 49 to 1734 and encodes 561 amino acids. The record is from RefSeq and is a predicted model, not a curated record. Gene Ontology annotation, cellular component: nucleus; mediator complex. Gene Ontology annotation, biological process: positive regulation of transcription by RNA polymerase II. Lineage: Eukaryota; Fungi; Basidiomycota; Exobasidiomycetes; Microstromatales; Microstromataceae. Gene Ontology annotation, molecular function: cyclin-dependent protein serine/threonine kinase regulator activity.
ACCUCCUCCCAACACCCCCACCAGCGACGUCGACCAAGAGGAGAGACGAUGGCCGCAGACUAUUGGAGGUCAUCGCAGGCGAACCACUGGCUACUGAGCCCAUACGAGCUCAAGCUCUCGCGCCUCGAGGAUAUCCGGUAUGCCGGCAGCGAGGAGCGGGUGGCAGCAGUCACCAUAUGGAUGGCCAAUGCGAUCUCUCAACUAGCCAAGCGAUUCGGACUACGCCAAAGAGUCACAGCGACAGCCACAGUCUUCUUCCAUCGCUUCUACUCUGUCCCUCCUAACGCCUACUGCAACACGGACCCGUGCAUGGUAGCGACUGCCUGUCUCUACGUGGCCUCCAAGGUUGAAGAGACGCCUCUUCACGUCAGAAGCGUCAUCGUUGAGGCUGCCCGCGCCUGGACAGAGUACGGCCACUCAUCCUUCCCCACUUCCGCCACAGGGUUGGCAGAGAUGGAGUUCUACCUCCUGCGAGACCUAGAUUAUCAUCUGAUACUGCAUCACCCUUACCGGCCCUUGAUGGCCAUUGUCGGUGCAGCGGGUAAGACUGCGCUAGAGAAGUCGGAGGCAGAGGCGAAGACCAAGGCGGCAAAGGGAGGCGCAACACUGGGCUCUCGGGGACAAGCUGGACUAGGAGCGCAAGCUGAAGCUUUAGGCGUAGGCUCUAGCAAACUUGGUCAACCGAACUUUGACAUGGCCUCGCUAAGCCAGGCUGACGUGGGAAAAGGAGGUGUCUCAGAGGAGCAGGACAGAGCAAAAGCAGAGGAGGCAGCGGCAAGAAAGGCAAUGACUGCUGGCGAUUAUGGUCUGCCGGUUGCAAGAGCAGAGGAGAUCGACGAUGGUGUGGUUCAGAUGGCAUGGUUCUUGCUCAACGACACGUAUCGGCAUUCUCCGCUCCACCUUCUGUAUCCUCCAUACGUACUGGCCCUCUCAGCUCUCUACCUCGCCUUGGUCCUGCAUGAGACCAGCAGAGAGAAGAUGCUGGCCAGCGUCAAGCGGAUGGAAGAGAGAAGGAAAUUGUGGGCGGAAGAAGUCAAGCGCAAGGAGAUGGAGGAAGAGCAUUCGGCCAAGAAGGUUAAGCUGGACGAGUCGACACCAGAAGCAAGCAGUGCGGCGAAGAAUGCUGCAACAGCUUCCACGUCGAGCUUUGGCAGACCGGGAAUCACUUCAUCCCAUUCCAGCAGUCCUUACGCUACGCAGUCAGGGAACUCUAGGCUCCCUCAUGGCCUACCUCCCAGGCCAGGUCACCUGCCACCUCGGCCGGGAGCGCCUCUCUCGCGGGAGCCUAGCAGCAGCGGUAACCCUCUUGGUCGUAAUACUCCCGCAUCUUCCACCCCCUACCCCGCCAAGGGACUGCCCGGACUUGCCUCGAGCUCAUUCGGCGCAGCCUCUCUUCGAUCUCCCUCUUCGACCGAUCCAUCGCAAGGCGUAACAGGAGUGGAUGGCACUAGCUUCAAUAGCGAGGCAGGUCCAACGCCUCCCCCCGAUGUCCUGACCUUUCUUGCCUCUUUGAACCUCUCGCCCACGCACCAGCUCGCAUCGUGCAUCCAGGGCAUGCUGGACGGAUAUGCCGUAUGGGGCAAAGUGAUGAGGGACAUUGAUGGAGCCGAAGGGAGCAAAAGGGUCAUGGGCUGGCUUGAGAAUUGGAGGAGGAUGAGAGAGGAGGAGUUGAGAGUCUUGGACAUGGAGGCUUUGGCGGCAGCAGCGGCAGCGGCCGCAGCCGCAACCUCGUAGACAGCCCAAUGGGAGGUUCAUCUCCUCCCCUUUAAAGUGCCGCUUCAUUACUAGUGUAUAUACCAUUUCGCAAUGCCACGGAUGCU